AUGACCGAUGGGGGGAGGUCUGCGAUAGCGAUGACGACGGCGACUGACUGGUCGUUGGGCGGUCUGUGGGACGGACGUAGUCUGGAGUGCUUGUUUUUAUACCCCGAUUUGUCCUCGUUGUAUGUGCGCGCCCUGUACCAUCUGCUGUGCAUCAAAGUCGUGCUGCGCAGCCGUUGUUUCUCACAUAUCACGAGUCGAGCCGUUCAAGGAGACGUGACUGCUGCGGCGUCGGAGCCGGUGCCUUCGACGUUCACCGGUCGGUCACUCUGUCGGUCGGCUCGGCUCGGCUCCAGUACAGGACGCAAGCACGGUAGUGUUGAGUCCGAGCGACCUGGCAUGCCGGACCGACUUCUCCGGUUGUUUUUUGAGGUUCUUGUAUACGCAUGUGAGUGA
This is a messenger RNA of Soboliphyme baturini, 393 nucleotides long. The record is from the annotation of a GenBank genome assembly. NCBI's taxonomy places the organism in Eukaryota, Metazoa, Nematoda, Enoplea, Dioctophymatida, Soboliphymatidae.